Messenger RNA from Bicyclus anynana (squinting bush brown), 2002 nucleotides. RefSeq lists its product as uncharacterized. The record is from RefSeq and is a predicted model, not a curated record. The transcript has 13 exons. Bases 168 to 1511 code for a protein of 447 amino acids. Lineage: Eukaryota; Metazoa; Arthropoda; Insecta; Lepidoptera; Nymphalidae.
GUAAAAUUGAUACACUGUGCUGUUGUGUUGUGGCUUGUGUAUAGAAAUGUGGCUAAAUUCCAAUAUGUUUCGAAACUAACGAUAUAAUUUUAAUUUUGUACAUCUUAUCGAGUAAUUUUGAGGUAAACGAAGUUGCUAAGUAAACUAAAAGUAAUGUUAUCGCAAAGAUGACAGAAGAAGAAACUAUUGACAUCGAAAAGGAGCUGGAGGAUCUCCUCACCAAAGUGCAGCCGGACCUUCAAGACGUUAUCAAAAGAAGCUUCACUAAUGUUGCACUGCAGCAAACUAAAAAUGGAGAAGAAAUUAAAGCUGAUACCUUGGAAGACACCUCAUACUUUGCCAAAAAUACACAGGUGAACCUCUCACGUUUAGAGUUAGUCAGGCCACCAACAUUCCAUUUGCAGGGUGUAUCGUUGGAUUUGAAAUCAAUGGGCCUCAGUUUGCGAUGUUCUCUAGGUGAAGUCAAUGUGAAGGGGCUUUAUAGUGCAUUUAAUGAGAACCUAUACAACCUGAUACCAGUUAUGGCAGAAGGACAUGUUCUCAUGACAUUGUCAAACAUGAGUGCAGACGUCACAGUGGGUUUGGUGCUAGAAGAUGAUGCCUUUUCAUUCAUCAACCCCAGCAUAGAGUUUAAUCACGAUGAAGUACUAGUCAAGUUGUCUUGGCCUUCGCCGAAAAAAGGAGGAGGCUAUGAAUUCACGACUACAGAGCAACUAGCAAAACAUAUAGAUGACCUACCUCUGACAGCUUCAAUAUCUCUGUCGCUGUUCGCGCUGCUGCGGCAGAAGCUGCAGAGGCACCUGGGGCAAGUGCUGCGCCAAGCCACCAGCGUCUCCCACCUCAUGUGCUGCAACCCCAGCAUGCUGGAAGCUUACAGCUCGAUGGUGGAGCAGUUAGCACAGAACGGCAACCGAGUUGUGGACAUGGUGCUCAUCAACAUGCGACGCACCCUGCUGCAGACGUGUCGCGAGGUGCUCGAGCUGCCUCCACUGCAUGCCACCUUUAUGCAUAAGAUAGGGUCAAUAUCGUUCAUAGGGAAAUUAGAGACCGACACGGGUUGGCUGAAGAACUUGGCGACGAUCAACCGCAUCAACGACGUCAGCGUCUCACGACCGUGCCCCAUGAAAACCAGCUUCCAUGUCACACUGAGGAUUAAAGACUUGCAGAUUGGCUACGACGAGUACCGAAUCAAAGCGAUAGGCGUGUCGUGCGCGGGGCGCGUGGCGGCCGCCUUCACCAACAACGAGGUGCACAUGGCGCUCAGUGUGGGGCUCUCGCACUGGGAGCCCUACGCGCAGCUCGACGACCUCAGGGUGCAGUGCUGCGACGGGAUGGACCUCCACAUAAGCGGGCUGGGUCCGCUCAGCGGGCUGGCGGGCGCGGUGCGGGCGUGGACGCGAGGCGCCGCCGCCGCGCACGCCGCGCCCGCGCUCUCCGCGCAGCUGCAGCACGAGCUGCACACCGCGCUCGCUGAGCUGCAGCUGUGGGAGCUGCUGCACGGGAAACAGUGACUUGUUGACAUCCAGAUCGACGACAGAAUCUUCAGUAGUAAGACGAUCAGGUGUCGACGAGCGACCAGUCGUGCGACUGGUUGCAGUCAACCAAUCCGACGAGCGAUCGGAGCCUGUGGUUUACCAAACGAGAAGACCAGACGAGCGUGUUUACUUGGAGACGACACAAACAGCAGUUGUGCUUCUUGAAACUGAAAGGUAUCCUCACAAAGUAGAGUUGUCGCCACAAGAAAGAGAGUUAACGCGCCGACUGAUUGGAAGAUUCCGUCGAUCGAGGAAUGUAACCUCCACAGAGAUACCAUUCCUGCGUCCUUUGAACAGUACUGAGCCGACAGCUGCUGCUGCAUAGAAUACUUAAUGCUGCAUCUAUAAGUGUCGCCGCAUACGGGUCACGCGCGACAGCCACAAACGCCGCUACAAGAAGCAAGAAGGGGCCACGAAAGUAGCUGAAGCGCGCGACAGCCACUUGUGACCGGUGGUCGACACUUAUA